AUGUCAUCCACCCCCGAGUCCCCCUCUCCCCGCCUCACUGAAAGCCUUGACCUCAAGGUCAGUCCCAAGCUCCCAAUGCUGACUUUCGGCUCUAUGCCCUUGACCCCUCCCCUGACUCCCCCCAUCUCACUCUCUCCAUCAAAACAGUCUAAACCUUCCUCUGUGAAAAUCCACUCCCCAAUCGAUAUCGCAUCCUAUCCCUUGCCGCCUGAUUCUUACUCACACUCCCUUCAUAUACCUCUCAAGGCCCAUCUUGCGCUCGCCCACCCCAAUACCCCUCCCAGCGUGGCUUCCUUUUGCGCUCGACGUCUACUCUCGCCCGAGAUACCCCAUGGCUUUGAAUCCGAGUGGGAGUGGAAACCCAUCCAUUUGCAGGAGAACGGGAUAGACUUGCAGACGGCGGGCGUAGGUAAGGAUGCGACAAAGGAAUUGAGGGAGGGCCAGAAUGGACCUGGGAAGGAGGCAGAUGAAAAGUUGGAGAUGAUGUAUGGAGUCGCCCGAACGAGCUGGAGGAUCUUGGAGUCCAAGGUGCCCACUAGAAAUUACCCCGAGCACCUCGGAGGACCACCGCCCCCGCCCCCUCCUGCUCCAGAAGCGAACGCGCCGCCGCCUGCGGAAGAAGUCACGCAUCUGCGUCUAGGGGCACAUUAUGGAGGAUUAGUGCUGGCAAGUAUGCUGGGGUGCCUAGUCAGACUAGGGCUGAGCGCUUUGGGUAGAUAUGAUGGUGCUCUCAUAUACCCUUUGGCCUGGUCACAAGGCGUGGGGAGUGGUAUCAUGGGACUUUCUCUCGGAUUGAAGAACGACAUAUCUACAUUUUAUCCGCCUCUAUUCACAUUCCUUACGACAGGCAUUGCUGGAUCAAUAACGACCUUCUCUUCCUGGAUGUUGGAGGGCUAUCUCGCUUUCAGCAACUUUGGGAAUUACAAUCGCAAAGGCCUACACGAUACUGUAGACGGGGUCGCAUACUCUCUCUCAACUUUUGCUAUUGCCAUGGCAUCGCUCAAAUUUGGCGAGCACCUCGGUCGUACCCUGCCCCAUCUACCCAGACAGUCGAAUGCCUCUGCCUAUCAUACAACAGAAAAAAGAAGCAUGUCGGCGGCGGCGACGUUCCCUUCCUCCCCGUCGACUGCUGCGAGGACCCCUCUCAGGGAUUCCUUCACAAUUCUCACAGCCGCUCUGGCAUACCUCGUUGCCCUACUUCUCUACUUUCUCGCUCCUCACAGCUGGCGACACGAUGUCACCUUUCCUCUACUCCUCUCUCCACCAGGUGCAAUGCUUCGAUUUGCCCUCUCGAAGCUCAACAUUCGGCGCCCCUUUGUCAACAAAUUCCCGAUUGGGACACUCCUGGCGAAUAUGAUGGCCACUCUAUUAGUAGCAAGCACAUUCGCUGCACAGAGAAGACCUGGGGGAGCAGAUCACGGUGCGAUACGGUGCAAUGGUCUGCAUGCCAUACAGCAGGGGUUUUGUGGCUGUCUGAGUACUGUGUCGACGUUUGUGGUUGAAGCAGCAGUGAUCAAGCGGUGGGGCUGGAAAUGGUUCUACAUCGGGGGUAGUGUAAUGCUUGGUCAUAUUUUGGUGCUGGCGGUAGUUGGCGCUACAGGCUGGAGCGAGGGCUAUAACGAUGUGUGCUCAGGGUAA
Molecule: messenger RNA, 1638 nt
Organism: Cryptococcus amylolentus CBS 6039
Lineage: Eukaryota; Fungi; Basidiomycota; Tremellomycetes; Tremellales; Cryptococcaceae
Exons: 5
Coding region: 1-1638 (545 amino acids)
Biological process (GO): fluoride transmembrane transport
Cellular component (GO): membrane
Molecular function (GO): fluoride transmembrane transporter activity
Source: RefSeq, a predicted model, not a curated record